GCACCGAGGCCGGCGGGCGGCGCCAUGUCCCCGGGCAGCGGGGUGAAGAGCGAGUACAUGAAGCGCUACCGGGACCCGCGCUGGGCCGAGUACGCGCCCUGCUACCGCGAGCUGCUGCACUACCGCCUGGGCCGCCGGCUGCUGGAGCAGGCGCACGCGCCCUGGCUCUGGGACGCCUGGGGCCCCGCCGGCUCCUCGGACGACUCGGGGUCGUCGGCGUCGUCGGGCGCUGGGAGCCCCGCGCCCCGGUGCGCCUCGGCCUCGCCGCCGCCGCCGCCCGCGGAGGGGCCGGCCAGGCGGGCGCGCGGGUCCCCGGAGGAGCCGGCCGCGAAGCCCGCGAAGCCCGGGGAUGCGGAGGCCGGGGAUGCGGAGGCCGGGGACGCGGAGGACACGCCUGUGCCAGCAUCGCCCGUCAAAGGCGUCAAGGAAAAACCCGAGGAAGAGGCCGGGACGGCAGAGACGGACCGGGUGCCCGGCUGCAUCAAACCUCGCCAGCACCCCAGCGCCCUGUUUGCCAGAGGAAACAGGAAAGCGGCCAGAAGUCCUCAAAGGUCGUCCAGUAGAACGAGAGAGAACAAGCACCCCUUCGCUCUGUACGGGUGGGGAGAGAGACAGACGGACACGGGCAGCCAAAGGACCCACAACGUCUGUGCCUCCGCGCCGGUGCACGAGAUUCAUGAGUCAGCGUUACGGGCCAAGAACAGAAGGCAGGUGGAAAAGAGGAGGCUGGUGGCUCAGAGGCAGCGCGCGCACUCUGUGGACGUGGAGAAGAGCAGGAGGCCCAAGCCGGCCGCCGCGGAGAGCCCGUGGGUCACGGAGUACAUGCGAUGCUACUCGGCCCGUGCGUGACGGGGGCGGCCGCCGCGCCCGCCUCCUCGAGAACCGUCAAUA
Molecule: messenger RNA, 891 nt
Organism: Eptesicus fuscus (big brown bat)
Lineage: Eukaryota; Metazoa; Chordata; Mammalia; Chiroptera; Vespertilionidae
Gene: CCSAP
Product: centriole, cilia and spindle associated protein
Exons: 3
Coding region: 25-849 (274 amino acids)
Biological process (GO): regulation of mitotic spindle assembly
Cellular component (GO): centriole; ciliary basal body; ciliary transition zone
Molecular function (GO): microtubule binding
Source: RefSeq, a predicted model, not a curated record